CUUGACGACGUGGUGUUUGGAGUCCGACGAAGGAAGGGUCGAGAAGUUGCCCACCACCACCACCUCAUCAAUCAGCGAAAGUGAAAGCGACCCGACAAAGCAAAAGCUCUCGCGUUCACCCGUCGCUCGCACGACUCACCCUGUGAAUUGAUUCCGCAGAACUGCGGAAAAGCUCCCGAAACCCAUGCUCAAGAACCCGACAUUAGCGAGCCCCCCCCCCGCACUCUCUCCGCACACCCAUGUUCUCUUUUUCUUGUAUAGACCAAGCCCCACUUUGCCUAACACCCUCGACCUCUAUAUUUGACCCGAAACCAUGGCAUCUGCGUGAGCGCUGUGCAAAGUUCUCUUCUUUCCGCUGAAUCUGGCGCGGUUUAGUACGUUAAGAGUACCGGAUCAUCGGCCCAGGAAGGUGGUUCUGGUGCGUUGUUUGCGUAGUUGGAUCUGUGCUAGUGUCUGGUUAUAGAGAAAACAGGGGUUUGUUUGUUGAAGCUGGAGGGACGGAGAUUUAUAGGUAAUUACCGGAAAAUGAAUUCAGUGGAGUUUCGCCGUUGCGCGGGGUGUUUGCGGAUCUGAUAUCUUGCUGAAGAACUUGGGUACAAGUGAUUUGCAGAUAUGCAAGCAAGGGCGGUAUUAUCAGAGGAAGGCAAGGAUCUUCCUGGGCCGAAUCGGACGAACCAAACGAAGGCUUUGCCUCUAAGAUUGCUUCAGUUAUUUGUGCCUUUUGUGUUAGUGUGUAUUGCAUUUUCAGUCAUUAGCAUAUACACUAUUCGGCGUUUUGGGAUUCAAAGCAUGGUUACAACUGCUAAGUCCGGUUUUCAGCCGUGCUAUGAAGAAGCCAAUAGUUUAGACCGUUGGAUUCGGCCUCCGUCGGAUCUUCUUCAUAAUAUGUCUGAUAAAGAACUGUUUUGGAGAGCAACCCUUGCUCCUAAAAUCAAGAAGUAUCCAUUCAAAAGAGUUCCGAAAAUUGCUUUCAUGUUCUUGACCAAGGGUCCAUUGCCGCUGGCUCCUCUUUGGGAGAGGUUCUUCAAGGGCCACGAGGGGCUUUAUUCGAUCUAUAUUCAUUCCCAUCCAUCAUUCCAUGCCCACUUUCGUCCUUCGUCGGCAUUUAACAAGAGACAAAUCCCAAGUCAGGUGUCUGAGUGGGGCAGGAUGAGCAUGUGUGAUGCGGAGAGAAGACUCGUAGCCAACGCAUUGCUAGACAUAUCCAAUGAGCGGUUCAUUCUUCUUUCUGAAUCAUGCAUUCCGCUGUAUAACUUCAGCCUCAUCUAUCACUACACUAUGAAGUCCCGAUAUAGCUUCAUGGGUGCAUUUGAUGAUCCCGGACCAUACGGGAGAGGACGAUACAAUGAGAAUAUGGCCCCCGAAGUGAACAUCUCCCAAUGGCGUAAAGGAUCGCAAUGGUUCGAAAUCAACCGAAAGCUCGCUAUAAACAUUGUGGAAGAUGCUACUUAUUACCCGAAAUUUGAGAGUUUCUGUAGGCCAGCGUGCUAUGUUGACGAGCACUAUUUCCCUACAAUGCUGACCAUCGAAGCAGGAAAUCUCUUGGCCAAUAGAAGUAUCACGUGGGUGGACUGGUCGAGAGGCGGCGCUCACCCUGCCACGUUCGGAAGGUCUGAUAUUACAGAAGAAUUUUUGCAGAAAAUAAACAAGGACCGUCACUGCACCUACAAUAACCGAAACUCUUUAAUGUGUUUUCUUUUCGCAAGAAAGUUCGCUCCGAGUGCAUUGUAUCCUCUCCUAGAAUUAGCUCCAAAAGUUCUUGGCUAUUAAUAGAUGCCAAACGAGGAAUGCAUUUCAAAAUUGCCUUUAUACAUUCAAUGUGUUGGGUGGUGCUCGAAAUCGCUCGGGUUCCUAAUUUGCUUUCAUCCUUUGUACAUGAGGCAUAAUCAGAGGCACCGCCCAGACAAUAUAUUCUUGAUGUACAGAGAGGGGAAGCUGCUAGCUUGUAGUUUUGGUUUCAUAUUGAGAUUUGUGCUAAAAAUUGAGAGUUAUUGUUUCAAGAAUUGCUUCUUCUGCACCAUCCUGCUUCUGCAGGUAUUGAGUCA
Molecule: messenger RNA, 2045 nt
Organism: Syzygium oleosum
Lineage: Eukaryota; Viridiplantae; Streptophyta; Magnoliopsida; Myrtales; Myrtaceae
Product: glycosyltransferase BC10
Exons: 3
Coding region: 613-1770 (385 amino acids)
Cellular component (GO): membrane
Molecular function (GO): glycosyltransferase activity
Source: RefSeq, a predicted model, not a curated record